Aspergillus glaucus CBS 516.65 is the source of this 1919-nucleotide messenger RNA. RefSeq names its product cytochrome c oxidase assembly protein cox15 (gene cox15). Lineage: Eukaryota; Fungi; Ascomycota; Eurotiomycetes; Eurotiales; Aspergillaceae. Gene Ontology annotation, cellular component: mitochondrial inner membrane. The record is from RefSeq and is a predicted model, not a curated record. The transcript has 2 exons. Bases 16 to 1524 code for a protein of 502 amino acids. Gene Ontology annotation, molecular function: oxidoreductase activity, acting on NAD(P)H, heme protein as acceptor. Gene Ontology annotation, biological process: heme A biosynthetic process.
CAGGAAUCAACAAUCAUGGCUUCCUUGGGGAGCUCAGCAUCCUGGGCCCGGGGUUUCGCCCCCCGGUUAUUCAAGGAUUUCUCCACCUGCCGCCAAUGCCUACGGACUCAGAACUAUGCGACCAAAUCCGCCUUUCGCAGACAGUUCGCCGGCCUGUCGUUCGCUCAGUCUGGCCAGAGAGCCAAUCCUACGAUCCUGAACUCGAAGGCUAGACAAUUUUUGUCGCAGAAUAUGAGGAGAUCGGUUUCAUCGUCUACGGUUGCCAACUCUGCGGAGGAAGGAGCGACAAAAGCGAAGUCGAGCUUUCCACAGGUUAGCGAUAAAUCGGUUGCGUACUGGCUGCUGGGUAGUGCGGUCAGUGUGUUUGGUAUUGUGGUCUUUGGUGGCUUGACUCGAUUGACGGAAUCAGGGUUAAGCAUCACAGAAUGGCGUCCUGUUACCGGCUCUCUCCCUCCCAUGAACGACAAAGACUGGGAAUCCGAGUUCUCGAAAUACCGCGAAUCCCCCGAAUUCAAGCUCCUGAACCCGCACAUGACCCUCUCCGAAUUCAAGUCGAUCUACUACAUGGAAUGGAUCCACCGCGUCUGGGGCCGCUUCGUCGGUUUAUCGUUUAUCUUUCCCGCUCUCUACUUCGUCGCCAGAAAGAAAGUCAGCAAGCCCAUGGCACUGCGCCUCGCUGGAAUUACCGGUUUGAUUGGAUUCCAAGGCUUCAUUGGCUGGUGGAUGGUCAAGUCGGGCUUGAAGGAUGAUCUGUUUGCUCCCGGUAGUCACCCUCGUGUGAGCCAGUACCGUUUGACGGCACACUUGGGUGCUGCCUUCGUUUGCUAUGUUACUAUGCUCUGGAAUGGUCUUGCGAUUCUGCGAUCUCGUCGGCUCAUGGCGGAUCCGGAGGCUGGAAUCAAAACGCUCGAGGCACUCCGUGACCCCCGGCUCAAGCUGUUCCGUCGCUCGGUUGCUGGUCUGGCUCUUCUGGUCUUCACCACGGUUAUCUCUGGUGCACUCGUUGCUGGUCUCGACGCUGGUCUAAUCUACAACGAAUUCCCGUACAUGGGCAAUGGCUUCGCUCCCCCCAAGUCCGAGCUGUUCGAUCAACGAUACUCCCGCCACGAAGACGGAUCCGACCUCUGGUGGAGAAACAUGCUCGAGAACCCCUCGCUCGUCCAGCUCGACCACCGCAUCCUGGCAACCACCACCUUCACCACCAUCAUGGCCCUGUGGGCAUACUCCCGCAAAUCCCCCACGAUGAAGAAACUCCUCCCACCAGCCGCGAGAAAGGGCGUGCACGGCGUCGUUGCGUUUGCCGUUAUGCAGGUUGGUCUCGGUAUCUCGACUUUGCUCUACCUCGUUCCUAUUCCUCUUGCUUCGGCGCACCAGGCUGGUAGCUUGUUCCUGUUGACUUGGGUUAUGGUGCUGGGGAGCCGGGUCUGGCACCCGUCGAGGACUGCGAAGUUGUUGCAGAUGGCUGUCAAGGCUCGUGGUCAGCAGGUUUCGCAGGCGGCUACCCAUGCGGCUAAGAAGUUAUAGUCAGUCGCCCGUCUGCCUCGUUCUCGUUAUUUGUCACGAAAAGAUAUGGGUGAGUAUAUGUCUGUAUAUUAACUAGUACCUCUCUUCUUGUAAAAUAUGAUUCUUUCAAACUUGUUAUUCGUUACUCUAUUUACAGUCAUGAAUCAUUGUGGCCCUGAGACGAUCAUCCAAAAAUUGCAAUAACCCCGAGACCAACGAAGGAAAAUAGGAAACAUCCACCCAUCCCUAUCCCUCACAACAAACCACUCUCAAAACAACCCUACCCUUCCACCAUCACCCCCCACAACCCCUUCCCUCUUCAUAAACUCCUCCACAGCCCUAGCCGCCUGUUCCUGCGCAUAUCCAUGAAUAUCGCCAAGUCCAUACGCCUGAUAGUACCACAUCCUCGCCGGGUC